This is a messenger RNA of Chenopodium quinoa (quinoa), 876 nucleotides long. RefSeq lists its product as uncharacterized. Bases 1 to 876 code for a protein of 291 amino acids. Lineage: Eukaryota; Viridiplantae; Streptophyta; Magnoliopsida; Caryophyllales; Amaranthaceae. The transcript has a single exon. The record is from RefSeq and is a predicted model, not a curated record.
AUGUGCAAGUCCUUUGGCGCUACUCUAUCAAGACCUGCACUCCAAUGGCUUAUCAAUCUAAAGCCAGGUACCAUCGCCAGCUUCUCCAGCUUGGUGAACAAAUUCUACCAGCAAUUCGCUACCAGCCGAGAGCUGGAUAAGCAAAGCUGUGACCUGUAUCGAAUCGUUCAGAAGCAGAAUAAGACAACCUGGCAAUACUGGGAUAGGUUCAAUCGAGAAAUGGUCAGCAUAAAGAACUAUGACCACUCAACUGCUAUUGAAGCUUUUCACAAAGGUCUAAAUUACAGAUCCAGAUUAUAUUAUGAGCUGACAAGAUAUCCUUGCUCCUCGUUUGAAGAAGUUAGAACUAGAGCAAUGGCUGAAGCCCGUGUAGAAGAGGAUGAACAUGCCAGAAAUGGGGUUGAAAGGAGACCAUCAAGGUAUUCGGGGAACCAAUCCUUCAGCAAUCAAAACUCCGGAACCCGGCAAGGUAGGUGGCAGCCAAGGCGCAGCAAUGUCAACAACAUAUCCGAGCCAAAAGCAGGUGAAAGCCCUAGCUGGCCAGCAAUAGAAUACCACCCAUAUAUCAGCUCAUAUGGUUUCGAUACUAAUAAAGUGGGAGUGGUGAACGCUCUCAAAGAUAUUGGGCAACCGCUGAGGUGGCCUAGGAAGAGCGACAAGCCUGAGCACCGGAAAGAUAAAUCAAGAUGGUGCGAGUACCGUGGAGAUCAUGGGCAUAGGACUUACGAGUGUAAUAGUCUUAAUAAAGAAGUAGCCUGGCUGCUCAAGAAGGGCUAUAUAAAAGACCUCCUAGGAAAGAAAGGAAAAGGACCUGAAAUCAAGAGGGAAUCCUUGCUAGGUCCACCAGCUUCACCCACCCCAGGUGUUGUGAUUUAA